AUGCUGCCAGACGGUGCUCUUCUUUUCCUAUUAUCGAUUCCAUCGAUUGCCGGAUUCGUCGGUGAGAGUCUUUGGCCGAAAACCUCGCUGGAACUCUGCGAUCAUCCCGAAAACAUUCCUCUAACCAUAGAAAUGAGUUGCUUCUACGUAUUCAACAAUUUGCAUCCGGUGAAGUUGGAGAUUGUCAACUUCGAUCCGAUACUCGUCAUUUAUCGAGAUAUUCUGACGGCGACGCAAGUCGACGGAUUCCUUGAGGUGUUUCGGAAUCGCACGCUGGAACGCGCGGAAACCAUUGGUCCGAAGAGCGACGCGCGUCAGGCGAACAACACCUUCUUCUUCUUCAACGACUCGCCAAUAACGCAAUCGAUCAGCGAGACACUCGCGACAAGCAUUCCCUACAUCAAUUUCGAGACGUCCGAAGAGAUCUCGGCGCUCUCGUAUCUGCCCGGCGGUCACUACGUCGAACACUACGACUACAUCGAUUACAAUGAGAACUACACCGAUUGGUUCUUUGAGAACUAUGGCAAUCGAUUCGCCACCGUCAUUAUGGUGUUCAAGACGGCCGAUGAGGGCGGUUGCACCGCGUUUCCCGUCAUGAACAAAUCGAUUCGCGCGAAUCCCGGCGACGCGUUCAUGUGGUUCAAUAUGAUGGCCGACGAGCAAAUGGACGCCGCCUCGCUACACUCGGGCUGUCCCGUCUACAAAGGCGAGAAGAUCGUGGCGACGGUGUGGACUCGAGCCGCCGAUCAGCCAUUGCUGAUGAAUGCCGUCGAUCCGGGACCAAUCGAUAUUUUCCGAUUGCUUUUCAAUUAA
Messenger RNA from Caenorhabditis bovis, 813 nucleotides. NCBI's taxonomy places the organism in Eukaryota, Metazoa, Nematoda, Chromadorea, Rhabditida, Rhabditidae. The record is from the annotation of a GenBank genome assembly.